CCUCACAUCUCCAGUCCUGCUCCGCCCCGACGUGCCAGUCGCCCACUUCCAUCUCCUUUCCUCCAUGACCCGAAAGACCGUCGUCGAGAAGCGCAGGAUUGUCCAGGAGGCUUACUCCUGCAAAAAUAACAUCAAGGCCACAGCCCGCAAGUUCAAGGUGCAACCGCAACAUAUACGGCGCUGGCUCCGGCAGCUCGAAAGGAUCGACGGGUACUCGAUCAAGGACCAGUCGCCCGCAAACGUGGCCCAGGACCUUCCCAACGGCCAACCCCGCCUCUCUCUCUCUUCGCCGACCGAUUCCUGCAGCGACAUCUCUGGCAUUAGUCCGAUGAUGGAGCAGCCAUUGUACACCUACGGACCAAGAGCCAGCCAGGCUCGCUCUCCCAUGCCCCUUCCCGAGCAUCCGAUCGAAUUCCAAGACGGUCCUCCGACAUUUUGCGACAUACCUAUGCCGUUAAAUUCCGCCGUGCUUCUGUCUGGACAACAUCCGAUCGUGCUGUCGCGGAUAGCAGAGUCGCAGUCGCAGUUGCCGCCACAGCAAGCAACUCAAUACCGCCCCGGACCGCUUGUCGCUGAGCUGGCUUGCGUGCCCGAAUCCAGCGCUGCAGGCUCACAAGUGCUCGGCAUUGGCUCCUCCAUGCCCAACCCAUACUUUCUUGAAUCCCACACAUCUGCAUCCUACACACACAUAGUCCGAUCACGCAUGUAUCACUCCUACAUCGCCGAGCCGAAUGUGCCCGAGUCCUAUGGACCGCCCGGCUGCUUACAAGUGAUCCAACCGAGUCCGCGUUUUGAUCACUAUGCAGACACCGCGGUCUCCUAUGCAACGGUGGUCUCUGGACGAGCCGAAACGAUUGACGGCGCUACCACCCUGGAACACCCAGCAUUACCUGCUGCCCCAACCCUCCACACUGCGCUCAACAUACCCGCGGCCCCUGUAAUCCGCACCGCCUUUGGCAUUCCCGUCACAACCGAGAUUCAUAUCGUUACUGGCAUGCUUGUCGAUUCUGCCGCUGAUGCCCCCCACUCUGGCCAUCAUUCGGCUCCUGCUGCUUCUGUUGCUUCGAUCGGAUCUGCUCACUCGCCGCGGACUAUGUCGCUGUCCCAACGCUAUCCGCCGCCGACCCGGACGGCCUGCGAGCGCUACAGCCCCACACUGUCGUCUGUUACUUGCGAGCUUUCCCCAAACGUGUCGGCGAGCGCCUCGAUUCAGCUGCAGCACAGCGAAUCAAGCUUUGGUCAGGCUGUCGGGGGCUCGUUUGCAAACCCGAGCGGCUUUGGGAACCGCGACGCCUGGCACUGCUACUUUCCAUCUGCUUCUCCCUACUGAUAGAGCGUACGUCAUAAUCCAUCCAGCACGCCUCCACUUCCCUCUUUCGCUCCGUCCCAUCGGAUUGCCCUUACUGCCACUGGGCGAGUUAUCUUUUUCUCGUUUCCGCCAGCACCUUUUGUCAUAGCCAUUGCAAGCGUUAUUCAAGCCCAUUUCACUUUUGUCACUUCUCUUUGCACUGCCGUUGACAUUGCUGGCACGUGCACAUACGGUGUCGUGCUUUACACCAACUGUAUUUUACCCGGAAUCGAUGGGAGGGCUCCUUCGUGGAUGAGUGGCUUCUUUGUUCCCAUUUAUUCGGCGCUUGUGCGGAGGUGAUAGCCAUGUCUCCCAGUUCCUUCUUCCUUUGGCGAGGGGUGGCUGUUAUUUAUUGAUCUCUUGACUGCCUG
Messenger RNA from Polychytrium aggregatum, 1719 nucleotides. RefSeq lists its product as uncharacterized. The record is from RefSeq and is a predicted model, not a curated record. The transcript is spliced from 2 exons. Lineage: Eukaryota; Fungi; Chytridiomycota; Chytridiomycetes; Polychytriales. Gene Ontology annotation, molecular function: sequence-specific DNA binding. The coding region runs from base 65 to 1330 and encodes 421 amino acids.